Messenger RNA from Polistes canadensis, 1279 nucleotides. RefSeq lists its product as uncharacterized. The record is from RefSeq and is a predicted model, not a curated record. The transcript has 2 exons. Bases 43 to 642 code for a protein of 199 amino acids. Lineage: Eukaryota; Metazoa; Arthropoda; Insecta; Hymenoptera; Vespidae.
UAACCAACCUGUGUGAGCUGUCAAAGAAAAUAUUCAUUCAUCAUGACAUCAAGAAUAAUUUUACGUCAAAAUAUUUAUUUGAUUGGUGAUGUGGACACUCAAAUUAUCGGUAAUAAAUUGCCAUCAAAAUUACAAGUGCUAAAAGUUUUUUUUUAUCAUAUACGUAUUCUAAAAUUAAAAUUACGUGAAAGUGCUGAAAUCUGUGCAGAAGAAGUUAAAGUAUUUGGGCACAAAGCUCAGAUACCAACUAAAAGAAAAGAUCAUUGCAUAGAUCAGUUAUUAAAAUUAUAUGAACAAUAUCAGCUUCUCCAAAAAAGUAUGAACAGAGACUCAAAUAAAAUUAAAGAGGACGAAUUUAAAUCUUCAUUGUUAAAUUUAUUCGACAUUGCCCAUGCGAAUGUGGCACAAAUGGUCAAUGAAAAUAUAAUGCAUUUUUUGACUCAACAACGGAAAGACGGUAGAGUGGGCUAUAUCGCUAACAUUGAGUCUGAUGAUAAUGAACAAACCCAAAAAAUGAAGGAUAAACUACUACAGCUACGUCGUGAAAAAUCGGAGAGAAAAAAAGCUCAAUAUGAUGAAUUUGUGGAAUUUGCAUCGAGCAGCGAAGUGCAAGGAGUAAAUCCAGUAAGUCAAAAAACAUAAUGGUCUGCUUCAAAUUUUUCCGAUGAACUGGCAACUACUCAGCAUCAAGAAUAAACACAAUCUCGUGGCACAAUAAAUAUCGUAAAUGAUAAAUUAGUAGCGGUCUAAAUUCUAAGUAACGAGGGAAAUUUCUCUCAUAUUAUUUCCAUAAGAAACAUAGGUUGGAAUGCGGACUAUCUAAGAGUUGAUAUUAAGAGCUCAAAUUUUCAGAGAAUUUUUUUUUUAUAGAUUUGGAAGAUUUUGUGCCCCUGGGAGCCAAGAAAUUUAAAAACACCCCUGUUAAACACAACCCUUAUGUGUAUUCUAGAUUUUAAUCCUGACAAAUUAUCUUUCAAAAUAACCCCUUUAACCCUUAUGAAUAAACAGAAAGAGCAUAUCAUUCAUCUCUCUUCAUCUCUCUCUCUCUCUCUUUACAUUUUUAAACCCGUGUUGCGCAUAUUUGAUCCAUAGGGCGUGUUCGGCGAUUUUAAGGUAUAGGAAUUGAUUCGAGUGAUGCGAGAUGCAUAAUAGAGCGCCUUAAAGUGUGUGGAGUGAGGUAUAGGAUGCGUUAGGCCUUGUGUACGCGUUUCACUUACAUUCUGGCUAGAUCAAAAAGUGUUUCGUUUUCCCUAAUAAGAGGGUUACACCAUAUUGGCAU